UGACAGAAGUGACCCUGUAAGUGACAAAUGACAACCAGUAAACAUAACCUUAGAUCACUUGUGAUUUAACAGUCUGCUACGUUUUGAAAAUAAAAAAAUAAAUAGUAAUUACAUAGGUCAGCCACUUGUGCAUCUCAUUCGUCAUGUCUCUCUUUCGAAAACCGAAAAAGACAAUCCAGCGUCGUGUCUUCACCGAAAACGACGAUGAAGAAGACAAUGAACCGAUGGAAGUUGAUGAACAACCCUGCACUGAUCGCGAACACAAAAAGAAAGAAGGCAAAACAAAGCACAAACAAAAACAACCACUACUUAGCUUCGAAACGGAAGAAGAAGGCGAAGUUUUCCAAGUUAAGAAGUCCUCACAUAGUAAAAAAGUAAUGAAGAUGUUUGAAAAAGAACGUCAAAAAAAGAAAGAGAUCAAGCCGGAAAAAGAUGCCACCAAGCCUAAGGGAAAGACAGAAAUCGUCACCGACGAUUUAGUGUUGGUAGUGAACCAUAAAACUACACAACCGUUGAUAUUGAGCGGUCGAGAUGCACUUUGUGCUGGCAAAGAUGAUCUUUCAUCAGAAGAUGAAGAACCCACAACACACAAAUUUUCAAAACCAGACAAUUUUAAGAAAGUUUUAGAAUCUGGAGCAAUUCCAGAUGCGGCAAUGAUUCAUGCUGCAAGAAAACGGAGACAACGGGCGCGAGAAAUGGGAGAUUGUAUCCCACUGGAGGAGGAUGAGCCUGAGGAUAAGGGAAGAUUAAUGCGUGAAGACGAAAAUGAUGGAAGUGACGAUGAGAGAAUUGAUAUGGAUGUAAACUUAGCAUUACGGGAUCAGGAAAGGCGACGGGAGCAAUUUUUGGCAGCACAGGAGUCCGAUCAGGAAAUUGAUGAGUGGGAACAUCAACAAAUUAGGAAAGGAGUCACAGGGGCUUCUGCAGCUUUGCCAAGCGAUCUUGUGUUUAAUGAAUUUCAAUCAGAAACACCACAACCAAUUGUUACCAUACCUGCUCAAGCUAUCGAUCCAGGUAUUCCCCGAACUCCACAAAUGAUCGCCGAUAAAUUGCGUGAGCACUACGAAAGUGUGUGCACAUCACGUGAAAACAACAUCAAAAAAUUGCAACAAACGCAACAAGACAUUGAACAAAUUACUCUGGAGUUAAACGAAUUAAAAACAAAGGCUCCUGUUGCCGCUGAACGUUUUAAAUUUUAUCAAGAACUUCGGGGCUAUAUUACUGAUUUAGUAGAAUGUCUUGAUGAGAAAGUAAGCGUAAUAGCAACUUUAGAACAACGCGCGAUGGAUCAUUUAGCAAAACGAUCGGAAUGGUUGAUUGAAAGGAGAAGACAAGAUGUGCGUGAUCAGGCUGAAGAGGCAACAAAUAAAACAGGUGUGAUGAAAGGACCAGAGGAUGAAGAGAAGAUUCGAAGAGCCGCUGAAAGGGAAGGGAGGAGAACGAGAAGGAGAAGAGCGAGAGAAAUCGGUGGACAGCCCAAACAUGUUGAGGGAAUGUCAAGCGAUGAUGAAAUCUCACAGCAAGACGUACUGAAUUUCGAUAAAGAACGCGAACAGCUGGAGUCUGAAAUACAAGUUGUGUUUGAAGACGUCGUCGAGGAUUAUUCUUCGGUGGCAAAUAUUUUAAUCAAGUUUGAAGAGUGGCGGGAAACAGAUAUCGCGGCGUAUAAUGAAGCAUAUGCCACACUCUGUCUACCCAAAGUAGUGAGUCCGUUAGUGAGGUUGGAUUUAAUAUUCUGGGAUCCUUUGAACGAUUCUGUCGAUAUUGAACGAUUGGAAUGGUAUCGAACAUUAGCGUUGUACGGGUUGCAUGACGAUGAGACGGAAACUACGUUGGCGCAAGACCCAGAUAUAAAUCUGUUGCCCACGAUCGUUGAAAAAAUCAUUAUUCCAAAAUUGACGCAGUUGGUGGAUAGGUGUUGGGAUCCUUUAUCUAGUUCGCAGACGCUGAAACUUGUCGGAAUAAUUACUCGUUACGUUCGGAAAUUCCCGACUCUUGGACCAGCAAGUAAGGCUUUAAGCAACUUGUUUAAUGCAAUUUUACACAAAAUGAAGUGCGCUCUGGAACAUGAUGUUUUCAUUCCGCUAACACCUAAAUUAAUCGAGAGUAAAUCGCCAUUUUUCCAAAGGCAGUUUGCUAGUGGUUUAAAAUUAUUAAAAAAUAUUACAAGCUGGCAAGGAGUUCUUAAUGACAAUACUCUGAAAGAGCUGGCGUUGAACUCGUUGCUGAAUCGAUACUUACUCAGCGCAAUUAAAUUUUGUUUGCUUACUGAUGCGGUAUCUAAAGUCAGUUUAAUAAGCCUGAUAUUACCAAGGAUAUGGUUACAAGGGAACACAGCAGAACUAAAAAUGUUUAACAGUAGUGUGUUGAAUUUAUCACAGCAAUUAGAUAAAAAUAACCCUUUGCAUUUAGAAAGUAUAGAUCUUUUAAAUAAUAUUCUUAAAACAAUACGUACCUAAUUGUAAAAUUUCUUUGUAUAAGUGUAUUUGAUUUUGUAAUUUACGGUCACCAGAUAAAAAGAGUAUGUGUGAGCA
Messenger RNA from Zophobas morio, 2534 nucleotides. Its product is annotated as PAX3- and PAX7-binding protein 1-like. The record is from RefSeq and is a predicted model, not a curated record. The coding region runs from base 144 to 2459 and encodes 771 amino acids. Gene Ontology annotation, cellular component: U2-type post-mRNA release spliceosomal complex; nucleus. Gene Ontology annotation, biological process: mRNA splicing, via spliceosome; spliceosomal complex disassembly. The transcript is spliced from 2 exons. Gene Ontology annotation, molecular function: DNA binding. Lineage: Eukaryota; Metazoa; Arthropoda; Insecta; Coleoptera; Tenebrionidae.